Molecule: messenger RNA, 1899 nt
Organism: Rhineura floridana
Lineage: Eukaryota; Metazoa; Chordata; Lepidosauria; Squamata; Rhineuridae
Product: F-box/LRR-repeat protein 8-like
Exons: 3
Coding region: 251-1387 (378 amino acids)
Molecular function (GO): protein binding
Source: RefSeq, a predicted model, not a curated record
GCCGCCAGCUUUGCAACCAGGUGUUAAUGGCACGCAGGUGCAGCCGAAGAGCCACGCGGAUAAAUGGCUUGAAAAGAGCGCGAAGGGCGCAAAGUGCAGACGCUGCACCUUUUUAAUUAUUUUAUCGCGCUGGGCUGGCUUUGCAACUGUGUGGAGAGUUGGUCUUGCUGGGGCUUAUCUCCUGCCUGCGGAGCCCAACCUUAAGUGAGGAGAGUGGCGUUUUAGACUUUGCAGCCAGCUUUUCCAGAGGAUGCCUAAGCCAGCUACAGCCCUUUGGAACUGUAUCCCAGGAGAAAUUCUGGCCCACAUAUUUUCCUUCCUGCCUGUCAAAGACAGAUACGCCGUCUUACAUGUGUGCAAGCACUGGACUGCAGAAGUGUCUUCCAGUUCUGUCUGGGACUUUACAGAAAUCAGUUGUGACACAGAGGAUGUUGGUGGAUGCAUGUUGCAGUGGCUAGAGCCGUUCCUGGGCCUUAUCAAGCACCUGCAGAUCGUGGUUGAUCAGACCCUGGAGCUGAACCGGAGGCAUGCCACUGACAUCUUGGAUAUGCUGGCCUGGUGGAGCUGCAGGUUGCAGGGGCUCCGUAUUGUGUGCCUGGGAACAAGUCCAUACUUCUAUUCUGGCCAAGACAUCCUGCUGAGCAUCCGGAGAAUCUGCCAGAGCAAGAACAGGAUUGAUCUCCGAUAUAUUGACUUCCGGCAAAUGCCUUUCACUCUGGAUAAUGGGAUUGUUCAGAUGAUUGCAUCCAGCAGUCCGAAUCUAUGCACCUUCUUCAUCAAUAAUCGUGCACCUGGGUUAAUCAUCCUCAAGCCAGACACUAUGGUUCAAGUUCUGAGGGCUUGCCCUAAGUUAUUUUCGUUGGGCGUCUAUUAUGCCAGUUUGUCUGAGAAGCUGUUUUGGGAACUCCUGAAGCCAAACAGAGCACCCUUCAAGUUCCUGGACAUCUUCUAUGAAGGCCUGGAUGUCGACAUUCCCAAAGAGCUUUGGUCUAUGGUGAGUGAGAAGCACCCACAGUUCCGUGUGAAGCUGGAGUUUGCUCCCACAGUCCCUACGAAGAAGAUGCCUCUGGUUCUAAAGCCAACUAUACCUGUUGCUGCUUUGCAUUUUAACACUUUUACACACAUGGCCAGUCAGAUUAGACUUGUGGCCAGCACCUACAGCAAGACUCUGGAGGGGCUAGUCCUCUACACUGUCCCAUCAGAUGACCUCAACGCCUCAUUAAUAGAACUGGCGGAGAAGUGUGUGCAUCUGAAAGAGGUCCACUGUUACUGUGUAGUCAGCCAGGCAGUGGUAGAAGCCUUCCUUUUACACUGCACAGGUUUGAAGAAAUACACUCUGCCAACAGCUUUGUUCUUUUGCAAUAGUCCAGCCGCUGUAGUCCGGUGACUCAGCCAAAAUGAGGGUGUAUUCACACUUAUGGUACCUGAAAAUAGUAGUAGCAUUAUUUGGAAUAAGCAAUGUAUAAGUACUGUACUACUCUUUACUUCCCCGCUACGUCUCCUGUCAGUGCAUAACACACUCCCCCGCUCUUCCAGAGCCACAGUACAGGGUAGGGCAGGGGACAGUCACAUGGGCUGCUAAACUUUAAAUCCAAAGUCCGACACGGAGAAUAGAUACAAGCUUGUUACUUGAAAGUGGUGUGAAUAAUGCUUAGCCCCCUGGAUGCUGAUUAUUUUAAAUUUGUAUAUAGCUGCGGGUUUUAAUAUUUUUCCAAUUUUUAUUUAGUUAACAGUAAUUCAGACAUCAUGGUAGUUAUUUACAAUUGGAGUUCACAAAGAUUUGCAUGAGCACCCACAAUUCUGCAUGAACCUGCAGUUUGCUUUUACAGCCCUUCCAAGGAAAUGGUUUCAAACGUUUUGUGAUAAGAAGCCUAUAUUAAAAAAAAAAUCUUGGCUUUA